This is a messenger RNA of Heterocephalus glaber (naked mole-rat), 948 nucleotides long. RefSeq names its product olfactory receptor 10H1. The record is from RefSeq and is a predicted model, not a curated record. Gene Ontology annotation, biological process: G protein-coupled receptor signaling pathway. Gene Ontology annotation, cellular component: membrane. Lineage: Eukaryota; Metazoa; Chordata; Mammalia; Rodentia; Bathyergidae. Gene Ontology annotation, molecular function: G protein-coupled receptor activity; olfactory receptor activity.
AUGUGGGGAGCUAAUCACUCAACAGUGACUGAGUUCAUCCUCAUCGGCUUCUCCACCUUCCCCCACCUUCAGCUGAUGUUCUUCCUGCUGUUCCUGCUGAUGUACCUGUUCACCCUGCUGGGAAACCUGCUCAUCAUGACCACCAUCUGGAGCGAGCGCAGCCUCCACACACCCAUGUACCUCUUCCUGUGCGCCCUCUCCAUCUCUGAGAUCCUCUACACCUUCGUCAUCAUCCCACGCAUGCUGGCUGACCUGCUCUCCACCCACCACUCCAUCACCUUUGUUGCAUGUGGCAACCAAAUGUUCUUCUCAUUCACAUUUGGCUUCACCCACUCCUUCCUGCUCACUGUCAUGGGCUAUGACCGCUAUGUGGCCAUCUGUCACCCCCUGCGCUACAAUGUGCUCAUGAGCCCCCAUGGCUGUGCCUGCCUGGUGGCCUGGUCCUGGAUUGGUGGAUCAGUCAUGGGGAUGGUGGUGACAACAGCAGUUUUCCAGCUCACCUUCUGUGGUCCCAAUGAGAUCCGCCAUUUCUUCUGCCAUGUGCCACCCCUGUUAAAGUUGGCCUGUGGAGAGAAUGUACCAGUGGUGGCCAAGUGUGUGGGCUUGGUGUGUAUCACAGUCCUACUGGGCUGCUGUCUCCUCAUCCUCCUCUCCUACGCCUUCAUUGUGUCUACCAUCUUGAGGAUCCCAUCAGCUGAGGGCCAGCACAAAGCCUUCUCCACAUGUGCGUCCCACCUCACGGUGGUGGUUGUGCACUAUGGCUUUGCCUCUGUCAUCUACCUCAAGCCCAAGGGCCCUCAGUCUCUGGAAGGAGACACCUUGAUGGGCAUCACCUACACGGUCCUCACACCCUUCCUCAGCCCCAUCAUCUUCAGCCUCAGGAACAAGGAGCUGAAGGUAGCUAUGAAGAAGACCUUCCUCAGCAAACUUUACCCAGAAAAAAUAUAA